AUGCAUUUUGCUUUGAUUACCUGCUUUUCUUUGCUGGCAUAUACCCAUGCUGAAUUGCAUGGCCAUAUACAUGCAAAUAGGGAUGAAAUCUGGAGGUCUUCAAAGCCAUCGCAUGCCAAUCCAACCUUUAGCUCAUCGAGCAAAGCUUCCUCUCAGUGGAUAUUACCAAGCUUAUCGGUGGAUAUAGAGAUCACUGAAGCCACUACUGAUACCUCAUACUGGCUUGCUGAUAUUACCCAUCAAGGCCUUGCCGCCUUUAACUCGGCACCUUCAUCUUACGUUGUCUUUCGCAACGUCAAAGACUAUGGCGCGAAAGGUGACGGCGUGACAGAUGAUACUGCUGCGAUAAACUCCGCCAUCAGCGCUGGUAGUCGCUUUGGUCCAUCAGGGCGAGAGACCUCCACCACCACACCCGCAAUUGUAUACUUCCCUGCUGGAACUUACCUCAUCUCUACUUCCAUCAUCGACUACUACUUUACCCAAUUGAUUGGUAACCCCAACGAUAUUCCAGUCAUCAAGGCAACUUCUGGUUUUACAGGGUUGGGUUUGAUUGACGGGGAUCAAUACCAGAGUGACGGCAACCAGGGCUGGACCUCUACAAAUGUUUUCUUCCGCCAGAUUCGUAACCUCAAGCUGGACCUGACGUCUAUUGCCGCGGGAACUUCUGCAACAGGUAUUCACUGGCCAGUAGGCCAAGCAACUAGCAUUCAGAAUGUUGAGAUUGUCAUGAGCUCGGCGUCAGGAACGCAGCACCAGGGUAUUUUCAUUGAAAACGGAUCUGGUGGCUUCUUGACUGACAUCACGACGACUGGUGGGCUGUACGGAGCAAAUAUCGGCAACCAGCAAUUCACCAUGCAUAACUUGCAAAUCUCUGAUGCUGUGACUGGUAUCUCCCAGAUAUGGGACUGGGGUUGGACAUAUCAAGGUCUCACCUUGACAAAUUGUACUACAGCUAUCUCGAUCAGCAAUGGUGGUGUUGGUGCUCAGCUAGUGGGCUCUGUCAACAUUAUUGACAGCACUAUCAAAAACUCCGGUACGUUCGUGGCUACUAACUGGGAGAGCUCAACCUUCUCAAACGGCAGUCUCAUCCUCGAGAACAUUGUUCUUGAGGAUGUUCCUGUCGCAGUCCAGGGACCGAGUGGUACCGUGCUCGCUGGGGGCACCACGACCAUUACCGCUUGGGGACAGGGUCACAAGUACUCCCCAAGUGGACCUACAAAUUUCCAGAGCACUUUCACGCCACCUACCAGACCAAGCGCCCUGCUCACCAGUGGCUCUUCCAAUUACUACACCAAGACAAAACCCCAGUAUGAGGCAUCACCCGUCGCAUCGUUUGUAAGUAUUAGGAGUGCAGGUGCCAAGGGAGACGGUUCAACUGAUGACACCUCCGCCAUCCAAACUGCACUGAAGUCUGCUGCAUCUUCUGGCCAAAUCGUUUUCUUUGACCAGGGAACUUACAAGGUGACCAACACCCUUUACUUCCCUCCCGGCCUGCGCGUUGUUGGAGAGGCAUUCCCCGUGCUCAUGGCUAGCGGAAGUGUCUUCGCAGAUAUCUCGAGUCCUGCUCCGUUGGUCAAGAUCGGAAACGCUGGAGAUUCUGGAUCGAUCGAAUGGUCAGACAUGAUCCUCAGUACCCAGGGCUCAACUCCUGGUGCUGUACUGAUUGAGUGGAACCUAGCUGCGAGUUCAGGGUCUGGGAUUUGGGAUGUCCAUACUCGUAUCGGAGGAUUUUACGGGUCCAGCCAGCAAGUUGCACAGUGUCCAACCUCUGCUGCGGUCUCUGCAAGCUGUGAAGUGGCAUAUCUGUCUAUGCAUAUUACCUCGAGUGCCAGUAGUGUCUAUUUGGAGAAUGUCUGGCUGUGGACGGCAGAUCAUGACUUGGAUAGCGCAGAUAACACCCAGAUCUCUGUCUACUCCGGUCGGGGAUUGUUGGUUGAGGGAAAGAACAUCUGGCUGUAUGGAACGGCAGUUGAGCACCAUGCACUGUACCAAUAUCAAUUCUCGGGGUCAUCUUCGGUCGUGGCAGGAUACAUUCAAACCGAGACACCCUACUACCAACCAAGCCCGGACGCAGCCAAUGGUCCAUUUCCCACAAAUUCAACGCUCAAAGACCCUGACUAUAGCAGUUGUUUAUCCGGAAACUGCGACGCCCUUGGCCUUCGCAUACUCGAUAGCUCUGAUAUCACAAUAUACGGAGCCGGUCUGUACAGUUUCUUCAACUCUUACAGCACGUCAUGCUCGACAUUCCCCACUCCCGAGGAUUGUCAGAGCGAGAUAUUCAGUAUCGAGGGCACCACGUCUGAUCUAGUGGUGUAUGGAUUGAACACUGUGGGUGUGACCAACAUGAUUGUCAAGGAUGGCAGCUCGCUGGCGCUCUGGAGUGAUAAUUUGGCAACUUUUGCGGCCACUGUUGCGUACUUCGCC
This is a messenger RNA of Penicillium taxi, 2424 nucleotides long. Its product is annotated as glycoside hydrolase family 55 protein. The transcript has 5 exons. The record is from RefSeq and is a predicted model, not a curated record. Gene Ontology annotation, molecular function: polygalacturonase activity. The annotation marks the transcript as partial. Lineage: Eukaryota; Fungi; Ascomycota; Eurotiomycetes; Eurotiales; Aspergillaceae.